Messenger RNA from Ostrinia furnacalis (Asian corn borer), 5241 nucleotides. RefSeq names its product G-protein coupled receptor 158 smog (gene smog). Bases 558 to 2798 code for a protein of 746 amino acids. The record is from RefSeq and is a predicted model, not a curated record. Gene Ontology annotation, molecular function: G protein-coupled receptor activity. Gene Ontology annotation, biological process: G protein-coupled receptor signaling pathway. The transcript has 11 exons. Gene Ontology annotation, cellular component: membrane. Lineage: Eukaryota; Metazoa; Arthropoda; Insecta; Lepidoptera; Crambidae.
UGGGCAGCGCACGCAUGCGCACGGGCGGCGCGGCCGGACCCCGCCAGAGCGCUCAGUGGCGCGCCGGUAUGCCCGGUCGAUUCCCGGGCGCGCGCAAACUUUCGUUCUUACCCGAAACAAUCGAAAAUCCUAAAAUUCAACCCGAACCGACGUUGUCUACCGUGAAUCCGGCCCCGCUAAAAUAAAAUCGGUGAAUUAAUAUCGAUCGACGAUUUAAAAACGACGGAAGUGUAUUAGAAGUUAGACCGGAGAGACGUUUAUGGUGGAAGCAUGGGACAUAUCUGGACAUCUGUCGUGUGAUAACAAAAGCACUUUACAGGGUCGCGGGAUGGGUUUUAAUUGCCUUUUAAUUUAGAUUUCGAUCAUGGACAACUGACUUUUUGACAUAUAAACGCUGUUGUGCCGCAUGAUUCUGUUAUGAAAACAUUUUGGUAACGAUAUUGCCAUUGGUUACAGAAUUGUAAAAACAAUGUGUUAGAGCCGAUUUCACCGGAAAGCGAUAGAUCAUGAAUAAAACAUCCAUCACACCGAAGAGCACGUGGCUGGGCAGGUGAGCGAUGCGGGCGCGGUGGGCGGCGUGGCUCGCGUGGUGCGCGUGCGCCGCGGCCGCGCCCGCCGACCUGCGCCUGCCCUCCGCCGCGCCCGCCGCGCAGGUCGCCGCACUCCCCGCCUGCAACCUGCUGUACUUGAAGAACCAACCGCCUUUGCCGUCGAACGUGCGGGAGUAUGAAGCGGCCACCGCGCACACGGCGCGCGCCCUGGCCGAGCUGGUGGAGCUGGGCGCGGCGGACGAGACCCGCGCAGCAGCGCUGGCGCGCGCCGCCGCCCGCGCCCCCCUCUCGCCGCCCCCCGCAGCCGUCGCCCUGGGCGCGCCGCAGCUGCAUCUAGGAGUACUCUACGUCGCCGAACCGCCCCGGCUCAUAGUCUUCCAACAGAAUAACUCGUUAUCUCUCCGACAAUUCUGGAGGACUCUGGCGUCAGCGUGGAACGCCACUACAGUCGUGUGGUCAAACGCGUGGUUUUCAUGUGACAAGGCAGACUUGGGCUGGUGGGGCGGAGUGGCGGCGGCUCGAGGUGCCGGCCCUACGCGAGCCGCCGCGGCUAUAUUCCGGCGGUGGCCCUCGCUGCCGUGCGAGGAAGCCAUGUACGAGUGGUUCGGUGGUCCACCACUUUGUGACCCGGCAACAUCUCUUUGCGAAGCUUUACCAACUGAUGGAUCUACUACGAAGAAAUUAGAGUACCGCUGCAAAUGCCGUGACAGCCACUGGCACCCGCUGGGCAGCGAGUGGGUGGGCGAGGCGUCUCUGCGAGCGAGUGGCGCCGCGCUCUCAUGCACGCCGUGCGGCGUUGGCAGCGGCGCCGCGGCGUGUCUAGCUGAUGUAUACCGAGCUGCAUUGCUAGCGGCAAACCUCGCGGGGAUGCUCAUCUGCUUGGUCAUAGGACUUAUCAUCUUUAAGAAGAGAAAAUGCAAAGCAGUCGCAAUGGGAAUGUGGACAGUUUUAGAAGUGGUUCUGCUAGGGGCGCUGCUGAUGUACGCCUCCGCUGCCUGUCAGUACAUAUCGGAGGCGCAGUGGCGUUGCGUCGCGGGCGCGUGGCUCCGCGAGCUCGGCUUCGUGGCGUGCUACGGGUCGGUGGUGCUGCGGCUUUGGGUGUUACUAGCGGAGUUCAGAACGAGGAAAGCUCAUCGGUGGACGCCCAGAGAUUCUGAGGUGUUGCGGGUAGUCGGCGCCAUGAUUUGCGGCGCGGUGUGCUACCUUGCGGCGUUCACGGCGACGUCGGCGUGCGGCGACGGCAGCGGUUGCGCGCGCGCCGCUUGGCACCACGUCACAGCCGCCGCAGAGUUACUGCUGCUGGCUGCGGGCGCAAGGAUAGCCUACGCUGCGAGGAACGCAAAUGUGCCGUUUCAGAGGCCGACAGUAACGCGCGAAGUAAGAGAAGGUUACAAAAUUGACAAGUGGAGACAGAAAGAGUUGCAUGGAAGACAUCUGAAAGAAAUCGAGCAGGGAAAUAUAGAUACAGAAGCAUCAAACAAAUGGCUACAGUUAGGUUACUUAUUUCCAGAAACAGAAGGUUUUGCCAUAGCUAUACAAGAUCAAGUCAUCAACACCAAAAACUACAGAAAACACAUAUUGAAAGACGUUACAGCGAGAAAUGACCUAUGUAGAAAAUGCCACAAAGCACCUGAAACAAUACAGCACAUCACGGGGGCNCUAGACCUCGUGUGCGGCGCUGUGGGGCGUGGCGCCGGAGCGCUCGCCGCUGGCCGCGUCGGCGCGUGCGUCCUGGCGCCGCGCCUGUGGCAUGGCUACCGCGCGCGCUCGCUGGCCCAGGAGGUUCACCUCGUAUGCGGCGCUGUGGGGCGAGGCGCCGGAGCGCUCGCCUGCGUCUGCGUCCUGGCGCCGCGCCUGUGGCAUGGCUACCGCGCGCGCUCGCUGGCACAGGAGGUGUCCCGUCGUGGGCCGUCUGAGGGCUUCGGCGUGGAGGGCGAAGAGGAAGCGACGUCUGAAGAGGUGCGCGCAGAACUCAAGCGCUUAUACGUGCAGCUCGAGAUCAUGCGCAGCAAGACGCUGCGCCAAGACAACCCUCACAUAAGCAAGCGGCGCGGCGGCCGCAAACCGCCGCACAGGCGGUUCUCGCUACAGGCGCUGCAGGCGCGGCGAGGCGGCAAAGGCAAGGGCGGCGGCAGCGCCAGCGUGGUGGAGGCCAGCGAGGCGGGCGACGUGUCGCGCACGCCCGAAGACUCCGUGUGCUCGGCCGAGGGGCCCUCGCACUACACCGACGCCGACACGCAGGCCUGAGCCUCGGGGCCCGCGGGGGCCCAUCAUCUACAUCCACUUGACAGUGUUAAAAGGAAACGAAACAGAGGUGCGUCUCCCGUGCGAGGCGAAAUCACUAGUGAAAUUUCACCGGCGGGAGAACCUCGAGACUCUAACUCGGUGUAAAGGAUUUGAAAUCACCGCUCGUUCCUGGAGCUCAGUUGAGCGAGCGGACAGAGUAGGUUGUCGUUUUGUAUUCAAAUGCGACUCAUACGGCUAUCUUAACGAAAAAGGGCACAACUAUUUCGACCUGCUCCCACAAACUGUUACGAAAGGGUUGGAAAUCACUUUCUAUGACAUGUUCCCUAAACAUUGUGAUGUGACCAGCGUUUUAGGACCCUUGACACUGCCUACAUCAAAUAUCGUGUGACAGCGAUGAAUACCUGCCUUUAGAAUAAUAUAAUAAAACAAAUCAUAAUAGCGCACAAUACGUUAAUAUAUUCAUAGUAAGAAAAAAAUAAAUUAAUCCUUAUUGAAUUUAUUCGAGAGAUGUACAAAUUAUUAGAUGUGCCUUUUUGCGUUAUGACGGCAGCAAACAAACUCAACUUUAACGUGUAUCUUGACGUUGAUAGGACUAGGAAGGUAAGAAGUGUUGGCUGAAACUUUAAAGUGCGAGUAUAUCGUCAAGUUAUCUAAGAAUUUUCAUCUUAAACUAUUUACUUUUUAAUACAUACACUCACAAUAUAAUUCUUGUAGAAAGAUUCGGCAAACAGUCUAUAUCCAGAGACGUCCUAUUGUAUACCUUGUUAACUAUCAAGACUUAAAUGCACGACUACUGCAGUUAUUUAAAGACUCGUAUUAUUUUAGUUUGUUCUCUUUAAAAUUAUGCUGAAUAAAAUCUAUUUGUUUAUUUAAUAAAAUUGGGAGUUUAGAAUACUUAAUAGUUAAAUAUAUUUGGAGCGUUCGUUAUGUAACAAGAUUUCUAAUCAUACGUGUAAAAAUAUUAGUACAAUAAUUUUAUUUACUAAGUAUGUCUGUCUAUUCAUAGAAGAUGUAACAUUUUAUACCUGUACUUAGAAAGAGGAUCUUUAAUAUCGGUGAGUGUAUCCUGAAAGUUGUUGUUGCUGUCGAUAUUAUCUAAACUAUGCUUGUUACUUCUAAUUAUACAAGUCCUUGCUAUUCAUAUUACUAUUCUUUUCAAUAAAUAUUACAAAAUCUAUGUCAUUUGGAGUUUGGGUAUAGUAAUCUAAUUCAAUGCAAACCGUUAACUUCCGAAAUUAAGACAUGAACUACCUAUCAUCUAUUCGAUUCUACGAGUACAGUGGGUAAAUUUUUCAGUUAUCAGCUGACUUACUAUCCGAAGAUUGAAGAAUGAGUUUAUCAUUUCUAUAAAAAAUAUGUCAAAACAACAAUAAAUUCUCUAGAUAAAGGUUAUCAGAUAUUGCAAAACUUUUCAAAAGUUCAAAUGAGGUGCUUAGGAAGGAGGCUUAUUAAUGCAACAAAUACAUACCUACAUUUAGGUAUGUAGUCAAAUAAAUAAAUAAACGCCAUUUAUCGGUAUGCUGACUAUUCUUUAGCAGAAUAGUUAUCAAUUGAAACAUUCGAACUAUAAGAGUGUUCUUAGUCUCAUAUAAAUUAACCCAGGACUGCAUAAAUACCAGACCGGGUGUUUCAGAAAGUUACUGUCACGUUUCAGAGAUUAUUCGAAUUUUGCAUGAGAAUUAUUCAAAAGAUGUAAGGUAGGCACUAUCACCUGAGCUCUGCUCGAAAAAUUUUUUUGGGACACUGUACUCGUAUAAUGGUCGCUAAUCGUGAAGCGUUUAUAGAGCAAUUAACAUCAUCGGUGAUUUAGCAAUGCAAGCUGUAUCUGAUGUGCUACAAAUACCAAAUCCACUACGAGUAUCUCAUCCCUAUAAUCAUUGCAAAAUACCUUAACUUAGAAUCUAAUUAGCUAUCUAUCUUAAUACUCAAAAAGACUAUAAAGUAUGGUUGUAGUUUCUUGAUUCAUAUUCUUAUCACUAGUUAAAGAUAUCGUGCCGGACAAAUCAGUUACCAUGAAAUAACAAUAAUUUUGUAUUUAAAACCGUCAUAAGUAUUCAUAUAUUUUGUACUCAGUGCGUUAGUACUGAAUUAUUUACCAGUCGUAUAUAGUGUCAUUUUGUUACGUUUUGUAAUUUUAUCUAAACAUAAUUGUUGUGUACCUUUUCUCUAGUCUUCGAUGAUAGUUGAAAUUGUUAUUAGUUUUGUACCCUAUUUAAUAACGGGUGUUAGUUUUAAGAUUUUGUACAUAGUAGAGCAUAAACAUUUUGUAAGUGCAUGUGAGGUGCAUUUUUGUUUAGGUUUAUAAGAGCUGAUCGCUGACUUGUACACGGUCACAUGUUGUUAUUCAAUGGGGAAAACAGUUCUGAUGAAAUGAAACCUUUUCAAUAUUCUUGCUCGUAAAGUGGCCUUUUAUAUCACCACCACCAGUGCAUUUUGCACUUGU